AUGGAUAAUACAGAAAUUAAAGAGAACGUUAAUGAUUUUCAUUCACUGUUCAACUCUGAUGGAUUGUUUAAAGACAAAUUAGAAGAUUACGACAAAAAUCAAAAGGAAUUCAACUCUCUUAAUGAAAAAGCGAAAGAAGUGAAAAAAGAGAUCUUGGAGCUCAAAAAUGAAGUAAAAGUCUGGGUGCAACGAAAAAGUCAAUUAGAAAACGCUAAAAAAGCUGUAAACAAGGAAUAUUCGUCAGAUGUCCCCCCUAAAGAUCAAGAUUAUAAAUAUUAUCAAGAAAAGUACGCCAUAGCUCAGGAAUUCAUUUCUAGCUGGAGUGAUUGUAUAGAUGACAUGCAAGAUUGUCAAAAAAAAUGUGAUGAGCUUGAAGAAUUUUUUCAAGAGUCUACUCAGAAAAACAAAGACAUCAUUAAAGAAACUCUGGAUCAACUUACAAAAUUGAAUUUAUCAAAUGGACUUUUAUAUUCCUAUUUUUAUAAGUGCUUCAAGCUAUUCAUUUGUUGCAACUUUGGCUUCUUCUCAAAAUCUAAUACAAUGAUUCAGUUAGAAAAUAUUUUCAAUGAAUUCAGAAAUAAUCUUGACAGAUAUCAAGAAGACAUCACAGCAUCCAAAGACAAAGUUAGAGAAUAUGUUAAAUUUCUCCAAAAAACAGUGCUCCAGGUUAAUAGAGUACGAAUGGGUAGGGCUCCAGCAUAUAGUAAACAAGCACAAAAUUGUUCUUUAUGUAAUGGGCAAUAUGUAUUUAUUAAAUGGUGUAAGUUUUGUGAUCGUGAACAGUUUCAGAAGCAGUUCUCUAGUUGGGAAACUGAUAGUUCAGAAUUCGAUAAAGUUAUCCGAGAUUCACAGCUUUCUAUCAAAUAUCCCAAUGUGUAUAUACAGUGGAUUCCUUAUGAAAAGUUUUCUAAUAUCGAAUUUGUGGGUAAGGGCGCUUUUGCAAAGGUUUAUAAAGCGGAUUGGAUUGAAGGAAUUGGUGUCUGGGAUUAUGCUCUUGGCAAAAGGACUCAAUAUCCGAACACACCUGUAGCUUUAAAAGAACUCAAUAAAUCAGCAAACAUAAGUAAAAGUUUCCUCGGAGAGUCAUCCUCUAGCACAGUGCUCCGCUGUUAUGGUAUUUCAAGAAAUCCUGAAUCUAAGGAAUAUGUUAUGGUUUUUCCUUAUGCACAUGGAGGCGAUUUAAGAAAUUACUUGAAAAAGAAAUUGAAUUGGAUAAACAAAUUGGACAUUUUACGACAUAUAUUAUUCGGACUUCCUUUACCAGACACUGUAAACCAAUUUAUUACAAGCAAUUCGAAAAAAUCAGAUGAGAAAUAUACUUUUAACAAAGACCAAUUUGCGAGUAAACUCAUUACCAUAAAAGCUACCAAAGAUUAUGUACACAAAGAUGACAAGGCUGUGGACACAAAUUCCGUAGACAGUGGUGAUAAUAACGAUGAAUACCAAUUUGAUCUCAUGUGUGAUUAUUCAGAAAAAAAAAUUGCUUCGAUCGUCACCAAUAAGAUUCCACAAUUAGAGGUUAAUGAGAUACGAACGGAGAAUAAACCAACAAACAUUGAGAGAAAUUCAAAUACUUAUGAGGAAAAAAAGCUCACUACUAAUGAGGAGACAAACCCGACUAGCAAUUAA
This is a messenger RNA of Dentiscutata erythropus, 1629 nucleotides long. The record is from the annotation of a GenBank genome assembly. NCBI's taxonomy places the organism in Eukaryota, Fungi, Glomeromycota, Glomeromycetes, Diversisporales, Gigasporaceae.